Malassezia globosa CBS 7966 is the source of this 699-nucleotide messenger RNA. RefSeq lists its product as uncharacterized. Gene Ontology annotation, cellular component: membrane. The transcript has a single exon. Bases 1 to 699 code for a protein of 232 amino acids. The record is from RefSeq and is a predicted model, not a curated record. NCBI's taxonomy places the organism in Eukaryota, Fungi, Basidiomycota, Malasseziomycetes, Malasseziales, Malasseziaceae. Gene Ontology annotation, biological process: vesicle-mediated transport.
AUGUUCGGUGCGGGGACGAAUGAGUCGUCGAGUAAAAGUUACUAUACCCAGAAUGCACCGCCUAGUACCAUUGGUGUGAUUCGGUCACGCACUCUCUUCUUCCUCUCGAUUCGCGACUCAAUUGCACCAAGCACACAUGCAUCAGGAGCGAAUGUGCCUCUGCUGGGUGAUAGCCAGGAUGGAGUAUACUUUGACGCCGAUAAGAAUGCGAUACCCAUGCCAUCUACGCUUCCGCCGUUCUGGGUCGAUGCUACGGAGGAAGUUGAUGCCGUCUUGACCGAGAUGAUACCCCAACUUGCGCAACUAGAUCGCUUGCAUGCACAACAUUUGUUACCGAGUUUUGCCGACAAAACAGAUCAGAAACGAGAAAUUGAAGCAUUAACAGAAGAUAUAACGCACGAGUUUCGUCGUGCAUCACAGCUCGUUGCAAAACUGGCUGCACAGACAACCGAGACGAUGCGAUCAAGACGCCUGUCAAAAGAAGAGAUCACAGCAGCUCGAAAUGCACAAACUGCACUGGCUACACGAGUACAGCAAAUGUCAUCUUUAUUCCGUCAAAAACAGUCUCAUUACUUGCGAAAACUACAAGGCAUGGAGGUUCAGGAACGCAGCGAUCCCUCGCUAUUAGACAGUGUACAAAGUGUGCAGGAGGAUGUGGCUUUGGUACGUGAUGUCUAUUUGCAUUUAUUUGCUGACUAG